Messenger RNA from Solanum dulcamara, 613 nucleotides. RefSeq names its product non-specific lipid-transfer protein 2-like. The transcript has a single exon. NCBI's taxonomy places the organism in Eukaryota, Viridiplantae, Streptophyta, Magnoliopsida, Solanales, Solanaceae. Gene Ontology annotation, biological process: lipid transport. The record is from RefSeq and is a predicted model, not a curated record. Bases 104 to 388 code for a protein of 94 amino acids.
ACCAACUGCAACUCAUCCCAAAGUUUGUUCCUACAACUCUUUCUUUUGCUUCCAUCUAAGCUAAUUAACUAACCCCCUUCAUUUACUAAGCAAACAAUUGACAAUGAAGAGAGAAUCAAAACUUGUGCUUGUGACAAUGCUAGUGCUUAUGCUUCUUGCUGAAGCACACAUCUCAGUUGCUGCAACAUGUAGCCCAGUUCAGCUGAGCCCUUGCCUAGGUGCUAUCAGAUCAUCAUCACCACCAUCAAAACUCUGCUGCAGCAAAAUCAAGCAACAAAAGCCUUGUCUUUGCCAAUACCUCAAGAACCCAACUCUGAAGAAGUAUGUCAAUUCCCCUGGUGCCAAGAAAGUCGCUCGAUCUUGUGGGGUUCCAUACCCCAAGUGUUAAAAACACUAAAAUGAUCAUAUACUAUAUAUGUCACGAGAAUCUAUCUGCAAUAUCUCUCUGUUUUAUCUACUUUAUGCCAAUUUUAGUACUCUCUGUCUACACCAGUUUUAUACUAGGUGUUCUACUGUUUACAUAAAUAAUAAAGUACUAAGUAGUAGUAUUUAUCUCAUCUUGUCCAUGUAAUCUUGGCUGCGAUUUACUUGGAAUGCAGACGUAUUAUGAUAA